Heterobasidion irregulare TC 32-1 is the source of this 738-nucleotide messenger RNA. RefSeq lists its product as uncharacterized. The transcript has 5 exons. NCBI's taxonomy places the organism in Eukaryota, Fungi, Basidiomycota, Agaricomycetes, Russulales, Bondarzewiaceae. The record is from RefSeq and is a predicted model, not a curated record. The coding region runs from base 1 to 738 and encodes 245 amino acids.
AUGCUGGGCUUGACGGAUGAAACGGGUGUCAAGGUUGCCGACGUCAAAGUCGACCUUAUCUCCACGCUUCCCACCGAUUUGCUCGAAAAGGUCGAUGACGCAGUGGCGAGUAUGGCCGGCACCACGUUCGCCGCCGUUUCUGGACAGGUAGAUUCCGGUGCCUCUGCGGCCCAGGCGGGAUAUAAUGAUGCACAGAUGAUCGGCGAUUGCAUCCCUGCUCUCGCCCGAACACUGCAAACAGCCGCCACCAUUGUGCGCACAGUAUCAAAGCUAACCGUUCAACGACGCUUUGUUCCCGACCGCCUCAAUGCGUUUAUUGUCGACCAAUUCGAACACGUUUAUGUGCUCAUCGAUGCUCUCGAUGAAUGUACGAACACAGAGACACUGACGAUGUUGAAGUGGAUUGAAGAGGUUGUCAGGAUCCUAGGCAGCGGGCUGCGUUUGCUAGUCACGAGUCGACAGGAAGGUGAUAUCGAGAAAAGUCUUGGUCAACUGUGCACUCAAGGCCAUACUAAACUGGCAAACAGACGUGAGGAGAUCAAGGCUAGUGUGAUGAAGAAUGCUCAGGGAAUGUUCGGACUGGCGGCGUUGCAGAUUGAGGAUCUCUCCAAAUGUCACAAUUGGGCACAGAUGAAGAAAUCCUUGGAUCGUCCUCUGAAGACUUCGUUCGAGAUGUACUAUCAGAUCUUGAAUCGGCUCGAUUCUGGAGAACGCGAAGACGCCCUUCAUAUCCUCUAA